Messenger RNA from Exophiala xenobiotica, 1263 nucleotides. RefSeq lists its product as uncharacterized. Gene Ontology annotation, molecular function: GTPase activator activity. Lineage: Eukaryota; Fungi; Ascomycota; Eurotiomycetes; Chaetothyriales; Herpotrichiellaceae. The record is from RefSeq and is a predicted model, not a curated record. The transcript has 4 exons. Gene Ontology annotation, biological process: nucleocytoplasmic transport. Bases 245 to 1048 code for a protein of 267 amino acids. Gene Ontology annotation, cellular component: nuclear pore; cytoplasm.
UUUUGGGCUGCAGCAACCUGCAUCAAACCAAGCACGCACCAUCAUAUCACAACCUGCAGCCAGACUCAGUUCGCCGUGCAAACAUUUCUAGUCUGUGGGGUCCAGCCAACAGACCACUCCUGCGUUCGUUGGAAUUCUCUGACUGACGAUAUCAUAGUUUCCCAUCUGAAGCGUUUCUGCUUCCGUAUCCCUCUCCUCGUUCCGUGUCCGAAUUCCAUUGUCCAUCCGCUACCUAUCCGUAACCAUGUCGGACGCAACCGAAGCCAAACCAACCCCAUCAGCCGAUCAGACUGCCUCUUCCGAACCAAGAUUGGCUCAACAUGAAACCAAUUUAGUCCAGAACCCGUUGGGGGAUCCCUCAUCCGAGGCACCAGCCAGCGAGACCAAGUCUUCCACGGUCGCUGAAACCGCAGCCAAUGCUGCCACCAGUGCUGCCAGUACCGCCUCCGCCGCUGCAACUGGCGUCAAGGACUCUGUCUUUUCCAUGUUUGGAGGUGGUGCAAAAAAAGAGAGAAAAGUCGAAGAAGAUGAGGGUGCAAAGGAUGAGCCAAGCGGUAGUUCCAAGGCCAAAAAAGAAGACGAGGAUGAGGACAAAGCCGAAGAAGAAGAAGCCGAUGUCGAAUUCGAGCCUGUUGUUCGCCUGACGGAGAAAGUCGACACCAAGACCAAUGAGGAGUUGGAGGAACAAGUUUUCAAGAUGCGUGCUAAGCUCUUCAAGUUUGACCGUGAGUCAAGAGAGUGGAAGGAGCGAGGCACCGGUGAUGUUCGACUGCUCAGACACAAAGAAAAUGGCAAGACAAGAUUGGUUAUGCGACGUGACAAGACCCUCAAAGUUUGCGCCAACCACUACGUCACUCCUGAUAUGAAGCUAUCUCCCAAUGUUGGCAGCGACCGCAGUUGGGUUUGGAACGUUGCUGCGGAUGUCAGCGAAGGCGAGCCUGAAGCUCAAACAUUGGCCAUCCGUUUUGGUAACAGCGAGAAUGCCAACCUGUUCAAGGAAGCAUUCAUCAAGGCUCAGCAGGAGAACGAGGCCUUGUUCCAGAAGUAACAAGGCGUCUGCAUCAUAGCGAUCCCGAAAUGUUGUGUUUGUUGAUUGAUAUCCUGCAUGGAAUCUUGGACGAUUCAGCAAUGCGAUGCUUACGAAGAGGCACGAAGAGAGUCAGCGUUGACACCCUUGAUGACACUACCCAUCUCAGCCUUCAAUCCUAGAUAGAGACGGUGUUCGAAGCCACCUCAGCAAUGAAUGAGAUGAAGAAGCAGAGA